CGGAAGUGAAGCGCGUUGCUAUGGCCGCUGCUGCUGUUGUUAUGCUGCUGUCAGAUGAUCUGAAUAAAGCCGCGUUCAGGAUGAAGCUGUGAUUGAGUGUGUGUGUGUGUGUGUGUGAUGGCUGGGAAGGUGAAGUGGGUGACGGACAUCGAGAAAUCAGUGCUGAUCAAUAACUUUGAGAAGAGAGGAUGGAUCCAGGUGACGGACAGCGACGACUGGAACUUCUACUGGAUGAGCAUCCAGACCAUACGUACCGUGUUCAGCGUGGACACCGGCUACCGUCUGUCCGACGACCAGAUGGUCAAUCACUUCCCCAACCACUACGAGCUGACCAGGAAGGACCUGAUGAUCAAGAACAUCAAGCGCUACAGGAAGGAGCUGGAGAAGGAGGCCAGUCCCUUAGCCGAGAAGGACGAGAACGGGAAAUACCUCUACCUGGAUUUCGUGCCGGUGACGUUCAUGCUGCCGGCCGACUAUAACCUGUUCGUGGAGGAGUUUCGCAAGAGUCCGUCCAGCACGUGGAUCAUGAAGCCGUGUGGGAAGGCGCAGGGCAAAGGCAUCUUCCUCAUCAACAAGCUCUCUCAGAUCAAGAAGUGGUCUCGCGACAGCCGCACCUCCACGUUUGUGGCGGCCAACAGCGGGAAGGAGGCCUACGUCAUCUCCCUGUACAUCGAUAACCCGCUGCUGAUCGGAGGGAAGAAGUUUGACCUGCGGCUCUACGUGCUGGUCACCAGCUACAGGCCGCUGAAGUGCUACAUGUACAAACUGGGAUUUUGUCGUUUCUGCACGGUCAAAUACACCCCGAGCACCAGUGAGCUGGACAACAUGUUCGUGCACCUUACCAACGUGGCCAUCCAGAAACACGGCGAUGACUAUAAUCACGUCCACGGUGGGAAGUGGACGGUCAGUAACCUGCGUCUGUAUCUGGAGAGCACCAGAGGACGGGACGUCACCAAUCACCUGUUUGAUCAGAUCCACUGGAUCAUCGUCCAGUCCCUCAAAGCUGUGGCUCCCGUCAUGAAUAACGACAAGCACUGCUUCGAGUGUUACGGUUACGAUAUCAUCAUUGACGACAAACUCAAGCCGUGGCUGAUCGAGGUGAACGCGUCUCCUUCGCUCACGUCCAGCACGGCUAACGACCGCAUCCUGAAGUACAACCUGAUCAACGACACGCUGAACAUCGUCACGCCGAACGCUGAGAUCCCAGACUGCCGCUGGAACCGCUGUCUGCCCAAAGAGGCUCUGGGACACUACCAAGUGCUUUACGAUGAGGAGCAGGCUCUGAGCGAGAGCACUGAACGGGACCUCAGGAGCCGCUCGGGUCAGCCGCUGGGGUCAAAGGGCAGCAGGUCGAGCAGCGUCAGGCCCUUCCCGGCCACCUGGAAGUGAAAUCACAUCUGGAGAACUGAGUGAUGACGACGGCGCCUGCAUGAUACGCAUGAGUCUGCAUGAGCGUAUGAGUAUAUCUGAAGAACACAGGACUCAGACUGAUGCAGCGAAGAAUCAUCUACAUACAUGUGUGUGUUUAUAUAUUUAACUGACUGAUCACAGCUGGAUUUGAGCGUAUGCUCUCGGUCUGGACUGUUUCUCCAAGCUCAAGUCUAAAUGUGUUCGAUCAGUGUGCAGAAUGAACCUUCACAGCUAUCAGUACAAUACAAUACAAUACAAUGCUUAAUUAGAACGCAUAUUUUAAAACAACCAAAUUUGUGCUGCACUGAGUAUACAAAAGAAAACAGAUAAACAAAAUUAUAAACAAACUCAUCAAAAUAGAAAAUCAUUACACAGCAAGUCAAGAAACAUUGAAUGCCAAGAAAAAAGUUUUAAGAAUAGACUUAAAAAUAGAUAAAGUCGAAGCGGUUCUGAUAUGAACCGGGAGUCUAUUCUAUAAAAGCACCAUCCGCAUCUGUUUUUGAGUCUUGUCCUGGGAACUUGCAGUAAACCAGAAUCAGCAGAUCGGAGUGAUCUUACUGAGAUGUAACGUAUUAGAUAGGUACUGUGGAGCCUGAUUAUGGAGAGAUUUAUAGACUAACAAUACAAUUUUAAAAUCAAUUCUAUAUUUUACCACCAGCCAAUGCAAUGAGAUCAAAACUGGUGUGAUAUACAAUGAGUUGCAAAAAUCCAAUCGAGAUGUUACAAAAGCAUGCAUUUCGUACUUCUUUAGGGACAAAAAUGGCUUCACCUUCAUCAGAAGACGCAGAUGAUAAAAACCACAGACUUGACCACAGUACUUAUCUGCUUAUCAAAUUUUUAGAUUAUUGUCAAACCAAACACCUAAAUCUCUGACACAUGUGGUGCUGUAUGGAGUCAGAAGUUCAUAUUUGAAAUCAUGUACACGGUGCUCAUUUGAGCCAAACACAAUAAAUUCAGUUUUACUCUCAUUAAGGCUUAGGAAAUUACUUGCACCUCAAAAGCCUGCUUGUUAUCAUACUUCAAGGGGAUAAAGAUUUGGGUGUCAUCUGCAUACAGAUGAAAAGAGACUCCAUACUUAGAUGCUUAGAUACUUAGAUCCUAGAGGAAGCAUAUAAAGGGAAAAAAGCAUCGGACUAAGAAUCGAGCCCUGGGGAACACCAGACUUUAAAUAUAUUUCAGAGGAGGAUUGGGUUUCCAUUACUGACAACAUACCUCCCGUUAGUGAGAUAUGA
Messenger RNA from Onychostoma macrolepis, 2642 nucleotides. It is a transcript of the gene ttll1, whose product is annotated as tubulin tyrosine ligase-like family, member 1. Gene Ontology annotation, molecular function: tubulin-glutamic acid ligase activity; tubulin binding. The record is from RefSeq and is a predicted model, not a curated record. Gene Ontology annotation, biological process: protein polyglutamylation; microtubule cytoskeleton organization. Lineage: Eukaryota; Metazoa; Chordata; Actinopteri; Cypriniformes; Cyprinidae. Bases 118 to 1389 code for a protein of 423 amino acids. The transcript has 10 exons. Gene Ontology annotation, cellular component: cilium.